This is a messenger RNA of Mauremys mutica (yellowpond turtle), 1380 nucleotides long. RefSeq names its product protein phosphatase 1 regulatory subunit 7 (gene PPP1R7). Gene Ontology annotation, molecular function: protein binding. NCBI's taxonomy places the organism in Eukaryota, Metazoa, Chordata, Testudines, Geoemydidae. The record is from RefSeq and is a predicted model, not a curated record. The transcript has 11 exons. Bases 300 to 1178 code for a protein of 292 amino acids.
GGCGGAGUGGGUGGGGGCAGGAAAAGCGACAUGGCGGCGGAGAGAGGAGAGGGGCCGCUGCAGGAGAUGAUGGAGGUCUUCUUCCCAGAUUGUUGGUUUAGGAAGAUGUGAAGGGAGGAAAAAGUGCUUCAAAAAUCAAAGUAAAAACAAGGGUUGACAGGCGGGUAGAGUCAGAAGAGUCAGGAGAUGAUGAAGGGAAGAAGCAAGCAGGUUGCAUAGUAACAGACCUCAGUCAGCAGAGCCUGAGAGAUGAGCAGAAUGGGGAGAACUUAACAGGAGAAGCAGAGACACCAGUCGAUAUGGAGACAAUUAACCUGGACCCGGAAGCUGAGGAUGUUGACCUGAAUCAUUUCCGAAUUGGAAAGAUCGAGGGAUUUGAAGUGCUCAAGAAAGUGAAGACUCUGUGUCUACGUCAGAAUUUGGUUAAGUGCAUCGAGAACCUGGAACAGCUGCAGACUCUCAGAGAACUGGAUCUCUAUGACAAUCAGAUUCGGAAGAUUGAGAACUUAGAGGCCCUGACAGACCUUGAGAUCCUGGACAUCUCUUUUAACUUGCUGCGACACAUUGAAGGACUAGACUGGCUCACCCAGCUUAAAAAACUCUUCCUGGUCAACAAUAAAAUCAGCAAAAUUGAGAACCUGAGCAACUUACAGCAAUUACAGAUGUUAGAGCUGGGAUCCAAUCGAAUCCGGGCAAUUGAGAAUAUUGACACAUUGACUAACCUUGACAGCCUAUUCCUGGGAAAGAACAAAAUCACCAAGCUCCAGAACUUGGAUGCACUGACAAACUUGACAGUGCUCAGUAUACAGAGCAACCGGCUGACCAAGAUUGAGGGUCUACAGAACCUGGUGAAUCUGCGUGAGCUGUACCUUAGCCACAACGGCAUAGAAGUCAUCGAGGGACUGGAGAACAAUAACAAACUUACAAUGCUGGACAUUGCAUCCAAUAGGAUCAAAAAGAUUGAAAAUGUCAGCCAUCUAACAGAGCUGCAGGAAUUCUGGAUGAAUGAUAAUCUCGUUGAGAGUUGGAGUGACCUGGAUGAGCUGAAGGGAGCCAAGAAUUUGGAAACUGUAUAUCUGGAGAGAAACCCCCUGCAGAAGGAUCCUCAGUACCGGCGCAAAAUCAUGCUGGCUCUUCCUUCUGUCCGGCAGAUUGAUGCCACGUUUGUCCGAUUCUGAACCUCCUGCCUACCCUCUCUCCUUCCCUCCUUGGAGAAAUGUCCCAUCUGGGUUUUUUAUCCACUUACCACUACCCAAAUACACUGGCACAGAGCAAACGGCCAAUAAAAAGCACUGAGUACCAGAUCUUGUGUAUAAUGCACUCUCUCAUUGUUUUUGAAAUAUUAUUAUGAUAAUUAUUAUUAAAUCUUAACACAUGAUA